Penicillium oxalicum is the source of this 1101-nucleotide messenger RNA. Its product is annotated as putative 3-hydroxyisobutyrate dehydrogenase. The record is from RefSeq and is a predicted model, not a curated record. Gene Ontology annotation, molecular function: NAD binding; NADP binding; 3-hydroxyisobutyrate dehydrogenase activity. Gene Ontology annotation, cellular component: mitochondrion. Lineage: Eukaryota; Fungi; Ascomycota; Eurotiomycetes; Eurotiales; Aspergillaceae. Bases 1 to 1101 code for a protein of 366 amino acids. Gene Ontology annotation, biological process: L-valine catabolic process. The transcript has 3 exons.
AUGCCGGCGAUGUCACUCCGCAGCACUUCACUACUCCAAAGGGCCCCCCUCCGCGUCGCGGGGACUAGCCGACGCUGGCCGAGCUCUCCGAGCUUCCCAAAUUCUGUCAGAUUCAUCUCAGCAACAGCACAUCGGAACAAGACAUGGGGUUUUAUCGGGCUGGGACAAAUGGGCUACAACAUGGCCAAGAAUCUUUAUGCGAAGAUUCCUGCUUCGGAUACAAUGAUCAUUCGCGACGUCAAUGAGGCCGCAGCAACGCAGUUCGUUGCCGAAGCGCAGGAAACAGCCCAUAGUGGAGCGAAUGCUGUUCAAGGACGGAUUGAAAUAGCUAAGAAUGCGCGAGAGGUUGCUGAGAAGUCGACUGUUAUGAUCACCAGUCUUCCAGAGUCCAAGCACGUCAUCGAAGUAUAUCACUCAAUUCUGAAGGAAGGAAAACUUCCCGAACUUGAUGAGGAGCGCCUGUUCAUCGAUACGUCCACGAUCGACCCUGUCACAUCGAAAGACAUCGCCAAUGCCAUUCAUAGUACAAAAUUCGGCCGCUUUGUCGACGCCCCUGUCUCCGGCGGCGUUGUUGGCGCUCGUGCGGGAACAUUGUCGUUCAUGUUCGGCGCUUCCUCGCAAACAGAAGAGCUGCUAGAGCGAGUACGUGGUGUUCUCGCCUUGAUGGGCAAAAAGGCCUGGCAUCUCGGUGAGCCAGGAGCUGGGGUUUCCGGAAAAUUGGCCAACAACUACAUGCUUGCCAUUAAUAACAUUGCCACCGCGGAGGCAAUGAACUUGGGCAUUCGGUGGGGUCUCGACCCCAAGAAUUUAGCCGAUAUGAUCAACUCCUCAACCGGACGGUGCUGGCCUUCAGAAGUCAAUAACCCCGUACCGGGAGUUGUAGAGACCGCACCCGCCUCUCGAGGCUAUGAGGGUGGAUUUGGAGUAAGCCUGAUGAACAAAGACCUGCGUUUGGCACUCGCUGCAGCCGAGAGCUCAAAUACUCCUUUGGUUCUUGGAAGCUCAGCUCGGGAGGUUUACAAUGCCGUGGAAGAAGCCCAUCGUGGCAAGGACUUUUCUGUUGUUUAUCAAUGGCUGAAGGGCAAGUCGAAGCCCCAAUAG